Molecule: messenger RNA, 1044 nt
Organism: Boleophthalmus pectinirostris (great blue-spotted mudskipper)
Lineage: Eukaryota; Metazoa; Chordata; Actinopteri; Gobiiformes; Gobiidae
Product: S-arrestin-like
Exons: 11
Coding region: 1-987 (328 amino acids)
Biological process (GO): G protein-coupled receptor internalization; signal transduction
Cellular component (GO): photoreceptor inner segment; photoreceptor outer segment
Molecular function (GO): G protein-coupled receptor binding
Source: RefSeq, a predicted model, not a curated record
AUGAGCCCCAAAAAUGUCGUCUUCAAGAAGGUCUGCAAGGACAAGUCUGUGACGGUGUACAUGGGUAAGCGGGACUUUGUGGACCGCGUGGACUCGGUGGACCCUGUGGAUGGCGUCAUCGCUGUGGACACUGAGGCGCUGCAGGGGAGGAAAGUGUUCGUCACCCUGUCCUGCGUGUUUCGGUACGGCCGCGACGACAUGGACGUGAUGGGGAUCGCGUUCCGACGGGAGCUGUACCUGUCGACGCGGCAGGUGUACCCCCCUCUGCAGGACAGGGACAAGGCUGUGCACACCAAGACCCAGGCCAAGCUACUGCGCAAGCUCGGAGACAACGCCUACCCGUUCUUCUUCGAGUUUCCAGACAACCUGCCCUGCUCCGUGGCCAUGCAGCCGGCGCCCUCUGAUAUUGGGAAGCAAUGCGCCGUGGAGUUUGAAAUCAAAGCCUUCAGCGCAGAAAAACAGGACGACAAGAUCAAGAAAAGGAGCUCGGUGCGUCUGAUGGUGAGGAAGGUGCAGUACGCUCCGGAGAGCCAGGGCCCCGCUCCGUGUGUGGAGACCACGCGUGAGUUCACCAUGUCCGAGCGUCCGCUGCAGGUCAAGGCCAGUCUGGACAAAGAGGUCUACUACCACGGAGAGCCCAUCAAAGUUCACCUGCAGGUCACCAACAACUCCAGCAAGAACAUCAAGAACAUCAUAGUGUCCGUGGACCAGGUGGCCAACGUGGUGCUCUACUCCAACGACAGCUACACAAAGUCUGUGGACAUCGAGGAGUCUGGGACUUCAUUGGGACUAAAUCAUGAUUCUUUGUGUCUUUUCAAACUGCUGCUCUUCUGUUUUGCUGCUGCAGUGAAGGAGAGUGAGCUGGAGGAGGAGCUCGUCUUCCAGGAGUUCAAGCGCUCCUACCUGAAGGGCAUGCUGGGAGACGACGACGAAGACGAGGAGGGCAACGUGUCCGGAGGAGACGACAUGGCGCCCAAAGAGAAGUGACCCGGCGGCGACUCCACAGCACCCAGCACCCAGCACCCGCCCUUAUAAAGGACUUCC